CGGGGGAGCAAGCAGAAUGUUGCAGUCAAGAAUACUGGGACGAUUAAAGGAUUGCGCUGAAAGGAAACAAAAACAUGUCAUAUUACCACCACAACUGCGUUGGUUGUAAUUUAGAGCCCUGUGCAAGUAAGAAUUGUACUUUUUGUUCAUAGUUCUUGUAUAUUUUACGAAAUAACGUCGAGAGUAGGCUUCAGUACAUCGACGAUGUACAACUUUCUAUUUGUACUCUAACGCAUCACAACGUGAGGCGUGCUGCACACAUGUUUCUGGAUUCUGAGUCAUGGGGAAGGCAAAAGAAUUGUCAAAGGAUCUGCGAGAAAAGCAGCGAGACAAUGGGACGAAUGAAAGGAAGGGGAGGGUCAGUGCGACGCUGGCGAUGUGGUAAGUCCAAGUCAAUCAUUACACACAAAGUACACGACUUUUUUGUCUUUGGCAGACUUUGGAAAGGCUGCUAAGGUGGCACAAAGAGCAGGCGGCCAUUGUUUUUGAAUCCUAAUUGCAUCUUUCACAGGCAAUUCCAUUAAGGCAACAAUGGCACGUCUUCUUUCUCUGUUCCGGCCCCAACCAUUUGUGACUCUGCUUGGGAACAGGAACAUGUCACUGGACUAUGGAGCACGCCAGGUGUUCGUCGCGGCGGUGGAGUCCGUGCAGCCGGACGUUGUGGCGUCAGGCUUGCAGCGUAAAAACGACUCAGUCUUCGUCGGAGGACACGAAUUCCCCCUCCAAAACAACGUGCACAUGGUGGGCUUUGGCAAAGCCGUGCUGGGCAUGGCCGCCGAGACGGAGAGGAUCGUGGAAGAUCACCUCGUGGGCGGAGUCAUCAGCGUGCCACACGGCAUUCAGCAGACCUUAAGGCAACACGGUAAAAAUCACCUGCUGGUAACAGGAAGUAGUCGCAUCAGAGUCAUGGAGGGCGCUCAACACAACCUGCCUGACUCUGACUCCAUGAAGGCGUCCGAGUGCAUCACCAAGUUGGCGAGUGAACUCACAGACAAAGACCUGCUGCUCGUUCUUAUCUCAGGUGGAGGUUCUGCACUGUUACCUGCACCCAUCCCUCCAAUAACGCUGCAGGAGAAGUUGGACGUCACUCGCAAACUGGCGGCCGCCGGCGCCACCAUUCAAGAGCUGAACACGGUGCGACGUGCCCUUUCCACCUUAAAAGGCGGAGGACUUGCACGAUGUGCUCAUCCUGCUCAGGUGCUCGGGUUGAUACUGUCUGACGUGAUAGGCGACCCACUGGACCUGAUAGCGAGCGGCCCCACAGUGGGGGGUCAGGUGUGUCGCGAGGACGUGCUGGCUGUUCUUCAGCGCUACAAGCUGCUGGACUCCGCACCGGCCUCCGUGAAGGACGUGCUGGGGAGACUGCCUCCGCUACAGGAAGUUAAAGGGGAGGAGGCGGGGCGUGUCCUCAACGCUGUGAUCGGCUCCAACAGCGUCGCCCUCCAGCGUGCGGCCCAUCGUGCGCAGGAAUUGGGUUUUAAUCCGGUGGUGCUUUCGCCGUGUGUGUGUGGCGAUGUGCGGUCGGUGUCCCAUCUGUACGGCCUCUUGGCUCGCUUCGCCUGCCCCCACCAGGAGCCUUCGUCUGAGAUCCUAGCCAAGGUGCUGAAGCUAGGACCCGAGGUGGGCGUGGACAGCGAGGACCUGCGCCGCACCAUGCAGAGCUUGGAGCGGCUUUCUUCACAGGCGGGGGGCGCCACAUGCGUGUUGGCGGGGGGCGAGCCCACCGUGCAGCUGACGGGUAAAGGCCGUGGAGGUCGGAACCAGGAGCUGGCAAUGAGAGUGGGGCUGGAGCUGAGAGGUUUCCAGGGUCCCGUCUUCCUGAGCGGCGGAACCGACGGUCAGGAUGGACCCACUGAGGCGGCGGGGGCCGUUACUGAUGGAGGGUUGCAUGAAGAGGCCGAGAGACAAGGCCUGGACAUCUCCAACUUCCUCCACAACAACGAUUCCUUCACUUUUUUUGAACGCCUCUCUGGGGGGCACAACUUACUGCGACCGGGGCUAACCUGCACCAACGUCAUGGACGUGCACGUCCUGAUUAUUCCACACUGACAUUCAUUUAACCGCACAAAAACGUCUGUUGAACUAUAUAACUUAUCAUUCAGUGCUGAAACAAAACACUUUUAAUAUUCAAGUGAAAACGAGUUAUGCUUUUUUCACUUUCAUAUUUUUGGCAGUGAUUGUGGAGUCCAUCCAUCCAUCCAUCCAUCCAUCCAUCCAUUUUCUACCGUUUGUCCCUUUCGGGGUCGCGGAAGGCACCUGCACUCGGGCAGAAGGCGGAGUAAACCCAGGACAAGUGGCCACCUCAUCACAGAUAGACAACCAUUCACACACUACACUGCAAAAAGUCAGUGUUCAAAAACAAGAAAAAAAAUAUCCAAAAAUGAGGGGUAUUUUAUUUGAACUAAGCAAAAUUAUCUGCCAAUAGAACAUGAAAAUUUGGCUUGUCAAGACUUUCCAAAACAAGUAAAAUGAGCUAACCUCAAUGAACCCGAAAAUACCUUAAAAUAAGUAUAUUCUCACUAAUAACAAGUGCACUUGGUAGAAAAAAAAAUACACCUUUUUGCUCAAUAUGUUAAAAAAUAUUCAUAAAUUAAGUAAAUGCUAGUGCCAUUAUCUUGAUAUGCGCUCGGCAUCAUGAUUUUUUUAUUUCAUGCUUGAAGUAAGAAAUUAUUACUUUAAAAAAGUAGUUUUAUACUUGUGAGUGUUGAUGAUACAGCUUUGCAACACUUGAUAUUCUAGUUUCAAGCAUGUUUAAAUCAAUAUAGGUCAUAACAUCUCAGCAACAAGCUGUAAUAUCUUACUGAGAUCAUUUAGGACCAAAACCCUUAAAACAAGUAAAACACUCUAACAUAAAAUCUGCUUAGUGAGAAGAAUUAUAUUAUCAGACAGAAAAUAAGCAAAUAUCACCCUUAUUUGAGAUAUUUAAUCUUACUUAGAUUUCAGUUUUUGCAGUGUAGGGCCAAUUUAGUGUUGCCAAUGAUUGUGAAGUCACGACUAAAUUAUUUUAAUAUUCUAAAAUGUCUUCAACAUAUUUUAUAGAGUAGACACUCUGUUUUUUUUACUUGAAGGACGAACAUUUAUUAUGGCUCCUGUUCAGUUAGCAGCAGCUAUGCAGAUGCAGAUUUGGGGCAGUAUAGCUCAGUUGGUAGAGUGGCCGUGCCAGCAACUUGAGGGUUCCAGGUUCGAUCCCCACCUCUGCCAUCCUAGUCACUGCCGUUGUGUCCUUGGGCAAGACACUUUACCCACCUGCUCCCAGUGCCACCCACACUGGUUUAAAAAUCUAACUUAGAUAUUAAUAAAGCGCUAUAUAAAUAUAAGGUAUAUACAGGUAUAUGUGAGCAUAUUUUAAAGGUGUAGACCAGGGGUGCCCAUUACAUCGAUGGCAAGCUACGGGUCGAUCGCGGAGGGUGUGUCAGUCGAUUGUUAACCAGGCAUUAAAAAAAUAGACCUAAAAAUUAGGGAUCAUCAAUCUUCAUCAAGAUGUCACUUUAUUGACUUUCAUGGCACCGAGGGUCUUCUGAGAUGACGCUGGCUGCUGCGAGCUCAUUAUUAAGAAACAAUGACCGACAGGAAGGCGAGAAACACUUUUUAUUUCAACACUCUCCGUCAAAACUCCACAGUUCCUGUCUUCACAAUAAAAGCGCUGCUUCAUCCUGCCUGCGCUAACAAAAAAUAAGAGUCUCAGAAAGCUACCGCGCACAAGCUAGCAAGCUACGGAGUUUGCCGCCAAUGUAGUCCUUGUAAAGUGUAUAAAAAGGAGUAUGGAAGCUGGACAAAUAAGAUGCCAAAAACCAACCACUUUCAUGUGGAAUUGGACAGAAAGGAAGACUUUUUUUCUCCUCCAUUUGAAAAUGUGGACAUUAUCAGCCCUACUGUCUGAUUCCAAUCAAUGCAAGUAAUCAGAAUCAGGUAAUACACCAACUUAUAUACUGUAUGUCAUACCAAAGACUAUAAAAAUGGGACCCAUAACCUCCCUGCUUGACACUCAGCAUCAAGGGUUGGAUUUGGGGGUUAAAUCACCAAAAAUGAUUCCCGGGCGCGGCCACCGCUGCUGCUCACUGCUCCCCUCACCUCCCAGGGGGUGAUCAAGGGUGAUGAGUCAAAUGCAGAGAAUAAUUUCACCACAUCUAGUGUGUGUGUGACAAUCAUUGGUACUUUAACUUUAUUAUGAUUGUGCCUUUACUACAGUACAUAUACACACAAUUACAGUAUGUAUAUAAAACAUUGAUGGAGGUUUUUAGAGGCUUUAUUACUUGGUGUAACUAAACAUUACCCUAUAAGAUGAAGGCAGUUGCAUUGUAUUGAUAUUUGAAAUGGAUUCAACGUUUAUAAAUGAAUAUUUAAAUAUACUAAAUGUAAAAAAGGGAAUAAAUAUUCAAAAUAAGAUCUAGUUUGGUUACGCCAUCAUGAGCGCAACACAAGGUUGUAAAAGUUUCAACUACAAUUCUAAAUAAGAUGUCAAAAGCAAACUGAAAUCAAAUACACGCAGCUUAAAGAUUGAUCAAUACCUAUUUACAUUUAGUAAUACAUAAAUAUGAUGAUUUAUCAAAAUAUAAAAGAAAUAUACCUGAACAGAUGGUUACACCAAAAAGUAACGCUAUGAAUCGUUUUUCCAAGUUUUUGGGGCAUUUUUAUUAGACAUGUCCGAUAAUAUUGGCCUGCCGAUAUUAUCGGCCGAUAAAUGUAAUGUCGGAAAUUAUCUGUAUCUUUUUUUUUUUUUUUCGGUAUCGUUUUUGUUGUUUUUUAGGAAAUAAGCGGUAGAAAAUGGAUGGGAUGGAUUAAAUCAACAUAAAAAACACAAGAUACACUUACAAUUACUGCACCAACCCAAAAAACCUCCCUCUCCUACUCAUUCACACAAAAGGGUUGUUUCUUUCUGUUAUUAAUAUUUCUGGUUCCUACAUUAUAUAUCAAUACAGUCUGCAAGGGAUACAGUCCGUAAGCACACAUGAUUGUGCGUGCUGCUGGUCCACUAAUAGUACUAACCUUUAACAGUUAAUUUUACUCAUUUUCAUUAAUUACUAGUUUCUAUGUAACUGUUUUUGUAUUGUUUUACUUUCUUUUUUAUUCAAGAAAAUGUUUUUAAUUUAUCUUAUUUUAUUUAAUAAUUAUUUUUAAAAAGGACCUUAUCUUCACCAUACCUGGUUGUCCAAAUUAGGCAUAAUAAUGUGUUAAUUCCACGACUGUAUAUAUCGGUAUCGGUUGAUAUCGGUAUCGGUAAUUAAGAGUUGGACAAUAUCGGAUAUCGGCAAAAAAGCCAUUAUCGGACAUCCCUAAUUUUUAUGCUAUUUCCAAGCAUCUCCUUUUUAUUAUCGUUGAUUUGAAAUGGUCAAACUAAUGCAUAUUAUAUAUGCAUGCCCUAGUAAAAAAAAAAAAAAGUCAUUUAUUUUGAUUGUUACAUUUUGAAGUACAUUUGUGCAAGUGGGUGCGAAUGUACCCAUUACCAGAGCUGUACAUGUGUAUUAUAAAUGUAUUUUUGUUGUUCAAUUAAAAAAAUAAAUUAAA
Molecule: messenger RNA, 5505 nt
Organism: Entelurus aequoreus (snake pipefish)
Lineage: Eukaryota; Metazoa; Chordata; Actinopteri; Syngnathiformes; Syngnathidae
Gene: glyctk
Product: glycerate kinase
Biological process (GO): protein phosphorylation
Cellular component (GO): cytoplasm
Molecular function (GO): glycerate kinase activity
Source: RefSeq, a predicted model, not a curated record